AUGGCAACGCUCAAAUACGCCGAUAAGCUCGCCGACACGACCGUGCUGAUCAUCGGCGGCACAUCCGGGCUUGGUUUCGGCCUGGCAGAGGCGCUGCUCGAACACCGUGUCGCAAAACUGUACAUCUCGUCGUCGCGACAGCAAAGGGUCGACGCGGCCGUGUCGCGGCUCAAGUCCGCCUACCCAGACUCCAAAACCAGCAUCACGGGCCUGGCGUGCAAUCUCGGCGACGAGGCCAAACUUGAAGCCAAUAUUAAGGACUUGUUCUCGCAGAUUGGCGGAAAACUCGACCACGUCGUCUUCACCGCCGGGGACCCCCUUGCGGCCAAACCCUUCGGGGAAGUCGAUUUCGCGUUCAUGAAGCAGGCGGGGAUGGUGCGGUUCUUUGCACCGUUUUUUGUCGCAAAGGAGGCGGUCCCUUAUUUGACGGCGGGACCCGCGAGUUCUAUCACCUUGACCACGGGGUCGGUCUCGGAGAAGCCGCUGCCGAACUGGGCCGUCGUGUCCUCCUACGCGAGCGGGUUGUAUGGCAUGACCCGCUCUCUCGCUCUUGAUCUCAAGCCCGUGCGCGUCAACCUCAUCUCGCCGGGGGGCGUGGACACGGAGCUCUGGGAAAACACUCUCGGCGACAAGGAAAAGGUCGCUGCCGCGCUGGAAGGGAUGAAAGCACACGUCGCAACGGGGGAGGUGGGCAAGGUCGAGGACGUGGUUGAGGCGUUCCUGUACGUGCUCAAGGACAAGAAUGUCACGGGCACGUGCAUUAGGAGUGAUGGGGGCGUCUUUUUGAUGUGA
Fonsecaea multimorphosa CBS 102226 is the source of this 792-nucleotide messenger RNA. RefSeq lists its product as uncharacterized. The transcript has a single exon. The record is from RefSeq and is a predicted model, not a curated record. NCBI's taxonomy places the organism in Eukaryota, Fungi, Ascomycota, Eurotiomycetes, Chaetothyriales, Herpotrichiellaceae. Gene Ontology annotation, molecular function: oxidoreductase activity. The coding region runs from base 1 to 792 and encodes 263 amino acids.